Messenger RNA from Acanthocheilonema viteae, 336 nucleotides. The record is from the annotation of a GenBank genome assembly. Lineage: Eukaryota; Metazoa; Nematoda; Chromadorea; Rhabditida; Onchocercidae.
AUGGGUAGAGCUGCUCGUGCUGCUGUUGCUGAUGCUGAUGCUGAUGUUGGUGAUGGUGAUGGUGAUGAUGCUAUGACGGUGACAGUGACGGUGACGGUGACGAUGAUUGUGACGGUGAGAAUCCCGCUCAGUAUGAGUAUGUUUCCGGUGCGCGUUGUGGUGGAAUCGGUUCGACCGCAACAUUGUCUCACCUGCGCACGUGAUGGCCACAUGCUUGUCGAUUCUUACGCAAUUGUCUCCGGUGCGACUUUGCUCAGUCAGCUGGUCGAUACGGUGCUUAGUGCUUUAGGCAUGCCACAGUUGGCCGUUAAUUCAAAAGGUUCAGCUUACUUUUAA